CGAAGAGUAGAGAACCAAUAAGACCGUAGUCAAACAAGUCAGUGAUUCAGUUGUCCUAUGCGAUUCUCGCAGCUCUCUCACUUUGUUUCCCAACGAACCUUCCUCCCGCGGGAGAGAGUGCAGUCGACGCGCCCCUGCAUCGGCCGCUUGGACUCUGCUCCUCUCCUGCCGUUGAAUUUCCGAUCAGAGGGUGACUGGCGGCCUAGCUUACGCGGUUUGUUGUCGAUUGUAAACUCAUCUUUUCUAUCUUUGCUUUAUCUGUUUCAUUUUGGAAAAGGUCAAUAUGACAAAUUACUCAAACAGAAAAAGUUCAUCAGAACAGGAAUAUGAGAAGGCAAUUGUGCCUAAAGAAGAGAUCUUGGAUUCUGAGUUGCCUUCAGAUCCUGCAUUUUCAGACCAUUUCGGGAACAAUGUCGCAAGUUCAUCGGGUAGCAAUUCCAGAUCAGAUUUGAUUGGAAUGGGAUUUUCACCAUCACUUGUGGACAAAGUGAUUGAAGAAAAGGGUGAAGGCGACACAGAGUUGUUAUUGGAGACCCUUUUGUCGUAUCCAGAUUCUCGAAAGUCAGAUUCUGGAUCAUCUGAUUCUCUGGACAGCUUAUUUGAUGACAAGGAUGUAAGCAGUCAUCCAGAGAUUCCUAAUAUUGCUGAACCAAAAGAGGAGCCAGAUUUGCCAGAUGGACUUAAUGAGGAAAAAAGGGCAUCCUUACUGAUGAUGAAUUUUUCUCCAAACGAAGUUGAGUUUGCAAUUGAUAAGCUUGGUGAAGACGCUCCAAUUGAUGACUUGGUGGAUUUUAUUUUUGCUGCUCAGACAGCAGUCAAACUUGAAAAUGAUGUAGAUGAUACAACUCAUGGUGGUGAAGAAAAAAAUGAGGAUGCUAAUGAUGAAAAAUUAUAUGGGACCAUGGAGAAGACACUCCGUCUGCUUGAAAUGGGUUUCUCCGAGAAUCAAGUUUCUUGGGUAAUUGAAAGGUUUGGUUCAGGAGCUCCAAUUUCUGAACUUGCGGACUCAAUCAUUAAAUAUCAAAUUUCUGGAAACUAUUAUGAAGAAACUAAGUACUCAGCCCCUUCACGCAGUGCAACAGGUUCCAGAUUUUAUGCUACAGGAUCAUAUGAUUCAGUUAAAGUUGAAAACGAGGAAUUCUAUCCACAUGCAGUUUCUCAAUCAAGGGGUGGUAUUUUAACAAACAAUUUAGGGAAGAGGCCUAAGCAAGAGUUUAGUGGUGAUGAUUCAAAUGUUGUUCCGAAUGCUGUUCCUCAGUUCAGGUCGUCCAGGCAGAUAGCUGAAGAAAAGCGUAGAGGGAAAAGGCCAAAACAAGAGUACGUUCAUAAUUCAAACUCUCUCCUUGACCCAACAUGGAUGGAAGAAAAAGUUGACCCUGAAACUGGCAAAGUUGGAAUUCCAAAACUUUUCAACAACAAUCCUGGCAAAAGUGUGAACCUAAUGGUGGCUAAACCUCCAUAUUUCUUUUAUGGAAAUAUUGUGAGUUUAGCAUAUGAUUCCUGGGCAAAAAUUUCUCAGUUCUUGUAUGGUCUUGAGCCUGAAUACGUGAAUACUCAAUUCUUCUCGUCCUUGAGUAGAAGGGAAGGUUAUGUACACAAUCUCCCCACGGAGAACAGGUUUCGCAUUGUUCCUGAGCCACCAAUGACCAUUGAGGAUGCAAUGCCACAUACCAAGAACUGGUGGCCUUCGUGGGAUACAAGGAAGCAAGUGAUGUGCAUCAGUUCUGAAACCAGUGGGAUAUCUAAUCUUUGUGAUAGGCUUGGAAGGUUGCUUUCGAAUUCUCAUGGACUGCCCUCUCCUGAGCAACAAAGGGACAUCAUUCAUCAUUGUCGCUCAUCUAAUCUUGUGUGGGUUGGAAAACACAAAUUAGGCCCUAUAGAGCCUGAAUAUUUAGAGCGCAUCCUAGGCUACCCAUCGAGUCACACUCAAGUUCCCGAAUGCAGUUUAGCAGAAAGGCUUCUCUCACUUAAAUAUUGCUUCCAGACAGAUACUUUGGGUUAUCAUCUUUCUGCUCUGAAGUCUAUGUACCCAGAAGGAUUAACAGUUUUCUCAGUUUUCAGUGGAAUAGGUGGGGUCGAAGUUGCUUUGCACCGGCUUGGCAUUAAAUUGAAAGGAGUUGUAUCUGUAGAAACUUCCGCAACGAAGAGGAAGAUCCUAAGGAGGUGGUGGGAGACAACGAGACAGACUGGGCACUUGGAGCAAAUCGAAGAUGUUCAAAAGUUGACAAGCAACAAGCUUGAAAAUUUGAUGAGGAAAUUCGGUGGUUUUGAUUUUAUCAUUUGUCAGCAGCCGUGCAGUGACUCAAUUUCUAAGCUUCCUCCAGAGAGUGACUUUGUCCCAGGUUUUGACUUCUCCUUGUUUUAUGAGUUUGUUCGUGUUUUGCAACGCGUGAGAACUAUGUCAGAAAGAAAGAGCUGACAGUUUGUAUGCUCCUCAUGGAUUUUGUGGUACAUCUAUUAUUUUUUUAAGAAUAAGUAGACUAGUUCUUUCUUGAAAAA
Pyrus x bretschneideri (Chinese white pear) is the source of this 2499-nucleotide messenger RNA. RefSeq names its product probable inactive DNA (cytosine-5)-methyltransferase DRM3. Gene Ontology annotation, molecular function: methyltransferase activity. Gene Ontology annotation, cellular component: nucleus. Bases 284 to 2419 code for a protein of 711 amino acids. The transcript is spliced from 11 exons. NCBI's taxonomy places the organism in Eukaryota, Viridiplantae, Streptophyta, Magnoliopsida, Rosales, Rosaceae. The record is from RefSeq and is a predicted model, not a curated record.